Drosophila bipectinata is the source of this 1269-nucleotide messenger RNA. The record is from RefSeq and is a predicted model, not a curated record. NCBI's taxonomy places the organism in Eukaryota, Metazoa, Arthropoda, Insecta, Diptera, Drosophilidae.
AUGGUGUUUAUUCUUCAGAGCCAAGCUUCUAAGAACUGUGACAUUCAGGACUGGCGUCCACGGCAUAUGCUAAUGCUGAGGGCCAACGAGCUAGCAGUUUUCGAAAUAACCUCCAACUUCAACGAAUAUAACACAUUGGGGCUGGUUUGCAUAACUCAGAAGAGUGAUUUGAGUCUUCUGGACAAAUUGGCCCUGGACUACGACCAAAUGCGGCAAGAACGAGUCAUUCUGUGGAUGCAAGUUAAUGUCACGGGUAACUUACUCAGAAAGAUAAGCAAACAAUUGGAGAAACAUCACUUCACCAAAGUCCUUCUGGUGGAAAUCGUAAAUCGUAAAAACGUGACCUACAAUAUCCAUCGCCUGAACGCCUUUCCCAAAGCAAAAUUCGAGCGAAUUGAUAACUUAUCUCAAGUCGGUGACAUCUAUCCCAGAAGCUUGACAAAUUUUCAGGGCAGAAAUACUCUGGUUCUGCCCAAAAAGAACGCCUUUUUCAAAAGCAACGUGAGUUAUGGGCCAAAGAAAUACUUUCCCAUCAGCACAAGUGACGAUAUUCUUAUAAUUGAGUUUGCUCGGAAGUACAAUUUGAGUCUGGAGCUCAGCACGAAGACCCUGUGGGAUCACUUUGAUAUGCAGCUUACUCCUCGUCUGAUUUCCCGGGUGGAAUUUGCCGAAUGCGUAAAUCCGUUUACAUUCGUAUCACUGGUAGCUGUGGUGCCUUGUGGAAAGGAGCUCGGCGUCCAGGAGGUCUUCAAGCAGCUGGACUUUGGGCUCGUGCUCCGCUACCUUCUGCCCGUCUAUGUGGCAUUCGUGGUGGUGGAGAGCUUCAUCCGGCUGAUCAAAGCCCGAAUCCACAAUGAAACCCACCGAUUCAGUUACCUCGAUCCUGUGGCGAAUAUGCGGGCUGUAAGUGCUAUCCUGGGGAUGCCCUUCCCAGUCAGUCGCAGGUGGAACUCCUCCCUACGGCAGCUCUUCUUGGUGCUCAGCAUUUUCGGCUUCGUGUUGAGCAACUUUUUCGCCUGCAAGUUGAGUUCUCAUUUAACCAAACGUUCCCGGUGCCACGAAAUAAAAAAAUUGGAAGAAUUGCGUGACAGUGGACUUGACGUUAUGGUGGAACGUGGCAUUUGUCACUACGUCUUGACAGCAGUUCCCAAGACGGAGGCAGCACCUUUGUCGCUGCAUCACUUCUACUGGGUGUGGACUCUACUGUUUCUGGGAUAUGCAUUCGCCACUCUGGUUUUUUGCAUCGAACUGUGUUUAAAGAGGGAAUAA